Messenger RNA from Solanum pennellii, 1056 nucleotides. Its product is annotated as mitogen-activated protein kinase kinase kinase 18-like. Gene Ontology annotation, molecular function: protein kinase activity; ATP binding. Gene Ontology annotation, biological process: protein phosphorylation. The transcript has a single exon. The coding region runs from base 1 to 1056 and encodes 351 amino acids. Lineage: Eukaryota; Viridiplantae; Streptophyta; Magnoliopsida; Solanales; Solanaceae. The record is from RefSeq and is a predicted model, not a curated record.
AUGUCCUGGAAAAAGCUCAAGUUGUUGGGCAGAGGUUCUUACGGUACGGUAUCUCUUGCCACGCCGUUAACCGAUUACUAUACAUUGUUUGCUGCAGUCAAAUCCGCCCAAGAUGAUCGUUCGUCUUCACUCCGAGCGGAAGCACAAAUAUUGCAUGCCCUCAGAGGGUCGGAGUACGUAAUUAAGUGCUUUGGAGAAGAUGUAAGCAUCGAAAACGGUAAAAAAACUUAUAACCUCUUCCUCGAGUAUGCUGCUGCUGGAACUUUGAAUGACUUAAUUCAUAAGUCGAAUACGGUGCUCGGAGAAGCAGAGGCUGCGUACUAUGCUUUUCAAAUCUUAGUUGGGAUUUGUCAUGUUCAUCGUAAAGGAUUCAUCCAUUGCGAUCUAAAACCAGCUAAUAUACUUGUCUUUCCUGGCGGACAACACCGCCUUGCAAGUGUGAAAUUGGCUGAUUUUGGGGUAUCGUUGAGAUCUGAAACAAAAAGUUGUUGGGACACAUCAGUGAAGAAGCGGAGUCGCUGCAGAGGGACUCUACUUUACGCACCACCUGAAUCUGUAGUGUGUGGGAUUCAGGAUAAAGGUGUCGAUAUUUGGGCAUUUGGAUGCAUACUUGUAGAGAUGCUCACGGGAAAGCGGGUAUGGUCAGAAUGUAAAAAUAAGAAAGAAUUAAAAUUGAAGAUUGAACACGAAAAACCAGAGAUACCAAAUAAUAUAUCUAAUGAUGCGAAGCAUUUUCUGAGUAAGUGUUUGGACAGAGAUCAUAAUUGGAGAUGGAAUGCGGAGAUGCUACUUCAUCAUCCAUUCAUCACCAACUAUCUUAAUAAGAAGAUAAUUCGUGAGUUGAUCGAGCGGCCUUUUGGUAAUACUGCACGACUCAGACCAUUUGUUUCUAUGGAGAACUUAUUCACAACACCUAGUUUCUAUUAUCAUCAUCAUAACUCCUCCUCCGACUUGAGAGGAUCAAGCAGUAUUAUUACAAGACCCCCCGAGACUAAUAAUGAUAACGCAAGAGGUACAACAAUAGACGAGAUGAAUUUCAGAAACUUACAUAUAUAA